AUGUCGCCUUUCGGCCGCGCGGCCACCCUUGUCGUGCUCGGGGCCCCGACUGCGGCCUCUCUGUCGUUAGAUGCCCGUGCGGGCUGCGGCGGCCCCUCGAUGGACUUCCCCGCGUUCGUUGAGAAGUACGGGCGCUCCUACCAGGUUGGCACCGAGGAGUACAGCACGCGCCAGGCGGUCUUCGAGCGUCGCACCGCCCGCAUCGCGAGCCACAACUGCAACCCGGCGGGCCUCCACACGGCCGACGUCAACCACCUCACCGACUGGACCCCGGAGGAGCUCGCCACGCUCCGCGGCCACAAGUCCCGCAGGGGCGCGUCGGGGGGCGCCGGCCACUCGCCGUUCCUCCUGGCGAAGCGGGGCAAGGGCAAGGACAAGCCCGUCCCCGCGGACUUCUCGUGGGGCCACCUGGCCUCCAUCAAGGCCAACAGCACUGAGCAG
This is a messenger RNA of Prorocentrum cordatum, 441 nucleotides long. NCBI's taxonomy places the organism in Eukaryota, Dinophyceae, Prorocentrales, Prorocentraceae. The record is from the annotation of a GenBank genome assembly.